UUCGUUCUGUCCUCGUUUUUGCCUCCCGCUAAGGUUUGGCCUUAAAUAUCUUCUCCGUCGUCUCUCUCUCUUUCUUUGCCGGCACUACGUGGACAGUUAACGCGCAGCUGAUGAGCAUCUUUCUUUUAAUCUAAGGGACGGAAGCAUUUGAGCUAACGCGAGAUCAGCGUUACCACAGCAACAGAUUCACUGCUUCUGUUUACGUGCGACGGAGUAAAUCAAGAAAGGCCAUCCUGAGGAGCAUUUCAGAUUGCUGAAAUUGAGAGAUUAACCACGGGUCUGGCACCAAAAAAAGGUUCAGCACUCCACAAACAUAAUAAUCUGCACACUAGCACAUGUCAGACAUUUGCAGAAAGAUAUGAAAAAGGAAAGAACUCACCACUGCUCAGAAUGUGGGUUGAGUUUUUUUCAACAGAGAAGUCUCCAGCGACACCAGCGUGUUCACACAGGAGAGAAACCAUUUUGCUGCUCAGAGUGUGGAAAGGGUUUAACUACACAGAGCGCUCUAAAGGAACACCAGCGUAUUCACACAGGAGAGAAGCCGUAUCUCUGCACAGACUGUGGAAAAAGUUUCACUCAACAGGGUGUUCUCCAACAACAUCAGCGCAUUCACAGAGGAGAAAAGCCAUAUCGCUGCUCAGAGUGCGGAAAGAGUUUUACUACACAGAGCGCUCUAAAGGAACACCAGCGUAUUCACACAGGAGAGAAGCCGUAUCUCUGCACAGACUGUGGAAAAAGUUUCACUCAACAGGGUGUUCUCCAACAACAUCAGCGCAUUCACAGAGGAGAGAAGCCAUAUCACUGCUCAGAGUGUGGAAAGAGUUUCACUCAGCAGAGUCAUCUCCGUGCACACCAGCGCAUUCACACAGGAGAGAAGCCAUAUCACUGCUCAGUGUGUGGGAGUAGUUUUACUGUAUCAAGUGCUCUCCAGAAACACCAGCGCAUUCACACAGGAGAGAAGCCAUAUGUCUGCUCAGAGUGUGGAAAGAGCUUUACUAUAUAUAAUAAUCUCCAACAACAUCAGCGCAUUCACACAGGAGAAAAACCACAUCGCUGCUCAGUAUGUGGAAAGAGUUUCACUCAGCAGAGUAAUCUCCAACAUCACCAGCGCAUUCACACAGGAGAGAAGCCAUAUCGCUGCUCAGAGUGUGGGAAGAGUUUCACUCACCAGAGUAGUCUCCAUACACACCAGCGCCUUCACACUGGAGAGAAGCCAUAUCACUGCUCAGUGUGUGGAAAGAGUUUCGCUCAUCAGAGUAAUCUCCGUACACACCAGCGCAUUCACACAGGAGAGAAGCCAUAUCACUGCUCAGUUUGUGGGAGUACUUUUACUUUACUGAGGGCUCUUCAAAAACACCAGCGUAUUCACACAGGAGAGAAGCCAUAUGUCUGCUCAGAAUGUGGAAAAAGCUUUACUCAUCUGUAUCGUUUCCAACGACACCAGCACAUUCAUGCAAAGAAGACAUAUAUCUGCUCAGACUGUGGAAAGAUUUUUACUCUACUGUGUAAUCUCCGUACACACCAGCGCAUUCACACAGGAGAGAAGCCGUAUCUCUGCACAGAGUGUGGAAAGAGUUUUACUAUACAGAGUAAUCUCAAACAACAUCAGCUCAUUCACACAGGAGAGAAGCCAUAUCACUGCUCAGUGUGUGGGAAGAGUUUCACUCGCCAGAAUAGUCUCCAACGACAUCAGCGCAUUCACACAGGAGAGAAGCUACAUCACUGCUUAGUGUGUGGGAAGAGUUUUAUUCAACAGAGCAGUCUCCAGUAUCAUCAGCGCAUUCACACAGGAGAGUAG
Messenger RNA from Electrophorus electricus (electric eel), 1798 nucleotides. Lineage: Eukaryota; Metazoa; Chordata; Actinopteri; Gymnotiformes; Gymnotidae. The record is from RefSeq and is a predicted model, not a curated record.